UUUAUUAUUAGCUACACCGAUUACCGGUGGUGGGAAGUAAACAAAGUACUUGUCUUGAGUGUUUCCAUUUUGUACUACUUCAUUCUUAUUUCACUACAAUUCAGAGAAAAAUACUGUGUAUAUUUUUGACUUCUACAUCUGACAGCCAUAGUUACUCCUGUACUUUGCAUAUUAAUAUUUUCUAUUCAAAACACACGAUGAACACACACAAUAUAAUGCAAUGUUAUUAAUGCACCAAUACUACUAAUAAUAAUCCAAUAAUAUAGUGUAUUUUCAUAAUAGUAUAACUGUGGAAUGGGUGAUUCCUCAUGAUGAGUAGGCUUCUAUUACUUCUUUUUUUGUGUAUAGCUAAUAAUAUGUCAGUGUUUUUACUUGAAAUGUGAAUGCAGGACUUACACAGUGAAUUGUUUCACAGUUACUACUUUUGUAUUUCUUCUAUCUAUUUGUAUUUCUUCUAUUUUUCCACUACAGUUAUUGCCAACCAUUUAAGUGUUUAGAUUUUUUUAUUGCAAGUUCCAUUAGUUGACUUGUAGAAAACCCUUGCUUGAGACAAAAUUAGAUAAUCUAUCCCAGUGUGAAAACUGCUACACUUAUAUCUAAUGGGCAUUUUUUAUUGUUAUAAAUUAUUAAGACCUGAGUGGGAAAAAUACCAAAGAAGUGAGAAGAAGUGAAAUAUGGUAGACAGGCCCAAUCUGUGUAGAAAUGCUGAGGUUUUGGUUUAUUAGGCAGUGUGCAAAUAACCCAAGUAGUCCUGAGAAAGUGAUGCUGCGGGAACAAACUUGUCAAAGCAAAAGUAAAAAAGCAUUGAAGUGCAUAUCUUGAAGAUGGUUGUGUUGAACCAACUACUUACAACGAAAGCAGUGCCUCAAGUACAGACUGGCACUGUAAUGUAUUGCUAAUAUACUGCAAGUGGAAGACACAGCUUACAAAUAACCAUAUUACAAAUGAAAUAAUUGAUUUGACAAUUAGGCCAUUUAACAGAAAUCAUGUCCCUUAAACAAGAUAAAAAUACAAAUGAGUGACAAAUUAAAGGAAAAACCAACAUAAAGUGUCUGACUGUAGUAAGAUGUAAGGCCAUUACGAACAGCUUCACAGCUCCUUGCUAUAGAUUCUCAAAGUGUCUGUCAAUCUAAUGUCUGGAGGGAUAAACACAAUUCUCCCAAAAGAUAUUUCCCAAUAUAGUGUUUUAAUAAUGUUGGUGAAGAUCACUGUCUAAAAUCUCACAUAAGUAUUCUUUUCGGUUAAGAUCUCGUGCCUGUGAAGGCCAUAGUGUGUAAUUCACAUUAUUCUCAGGUGCCCUUCCUGACCUGUAUUGAAGCAUCUGCAUUCAUUAUGUGUCUGCACCCGUGUUCUUCCUUUAAUUUGUCAUUCAGCUGUAUUGCAUCUUGCACAACGCUAUCUUUUGUAAUUAUUUGCACCAACAAACCAGUUAUAUUAAUCCACAGAAGUUAUUAUGUGAUGAUUGUCAAAAUGUAGAAUGUGGUGUUUGUCAAAGUUUCUGAAUCUAGAAAUAUAACGGCGAUAUUAUUCUUGGAAUGUGUUGCAAGGUUACAGGUUUGAGGAGAAUUAUCAACAGUCCCGUGUAUAAAAUCGUUUUAAAUUUUAUAUACAGUAUAUUAGUAUACAAUGCAGACGAGUAUAUAUUUCAUGUAGUAAUAUAUAAGUCCCACAAGAUGAUGCUGUUCUCGCGUUGCCAGUGUGAGUGAAUAUCCUGGUAUCUAUCUAUCUAUCUAUCUAUCUAUCUAUCUAUCUAUCUAUCUAUCUAUCUAUGGGAACACAAGCAAAUGUCAUCAAAAAUCCUCCCCAAACAAACAAUGAAAUGUGUGUUUGGUAUUUGGUACAAUGGUAUUUUCAAGUUUCUGUCUCCAUUGUUUUAACUUUCUUUGUUUCAGGCAGCACAUUUGUAGAACCACCUGUUCCCUGAUGAUUCAACACCCAACCAGGAAUACUGGUUUUACCAUGAGAGUAGAGCACAUAGCUAACAUUCUGUCACACGCAGCGUCAGUCACACAGUUUCACUGAAGCUGUUAACAUCAGGAACUCAGUCUCUCUGCGGAUACUUCAUCCUGCUCACUUCAGUUUUUGUCGAGUCUUCUCUUCAGCUGAGGAUCUCAACACAUUUUAUUAUAAGAGGUUAACUUUUUGCUGCUGAGCUAAAUCACCUUUGGAUUUUAAUUUUGUUCUCAUAUCUACUGGACAUCUAUUUUACAUCAAGGUGAACAUGUCCCACCCCAGCACUCUGGAUUUAGACAGGUACACCAACUUGGAGAAAUCUCGUCGCUCCACCAGUCGUAGCCAGUCCAGGACCCAGGCCAAGAACGGAGAUGUCCUGUGUGACUUCUGCACAUCAAGGAGGCAGAAGGCUGAGAAGUCAUGCUUGGUGUGCCUGUCAUCUUACUGCGAGACACACCUCCAGUCUCACUAUGACUACCCAGCCCUGAUGAAGCACAAACUGGUCAAAGCCACUGGUCAGAUGAGAGAGAAGAUCUGUGCACAGCAUGACAAGCUGCUGGAGGCUUUUUGUCGCACUGAUCAGACAUCAGUGUGUGUUCUGUGCAUGAUGGACGAACAUAAACACCAUGACAUCGUUCCAGCUGGGACCGAGAGGACUGAGAAACAAAAACAGCUUGGUACCACACUGCACAAAUCUCAGUACAGGAUUGACCAGAGAGUUAAAAAGUGGCAGGAUCUCCGACAAGCUGUGGAAUCAGUUAAACACUCAGCUCAAACGGUCCUGGAGGAGAACGAGAGGAUCUUCACUGAGCUUCUGCUUUCCUUACAGAGGAAGUACAAUGAAGUCAAGGAGAUGAUAUCCACACACGAGAAGACCACAGUGACACGGAGCGAGAUACUGCUUGACCGCUUGGAGGAAGAGAUCACUCUGCUGAGGAGGAGACACGCCAACCUGGAGAAGCUCUCACACACUGAUGAUCACAUACAUUUCCUCCAGAGCUGGCAGUCUCUAUCAGGCCCCUCAGGAUAUGAAGACCUCAACAACGUCAGUGUCGCUCCCUAUUACUCCUUUGAUGCUACCAAGAGAGCCAUUGCUGCACUGAAAUUACAAGUGGAGGAAGUCAGCAAGACAGAAAUCAGCAAAAUCUCAGCAGCAGUAAAGGAAGUCUACAUCACACAAGAGGUUGAGAAACAGACAAGGAGAGAAUCAAUUUUGAGAGAAGAGCCAAGGACAACAGAAGAGCCAAAGACAAGAGAAGAUUUCAUGAAAUACGCCUCCCAGCUGAUUCUGGACGUCAACAGCGUCCACCCCAACCUCCACCUUUCUGAGGGUAAUCGAACAGUUACGAUGAAGAAUGAUCCAAAGAGUUACCCUGAUCACCCAGAAAGAUUUGACCACUGGCAGCAGGUGUUGUGCAGGGAGAGCGUGACUGAGACUCGUUGUUACUGGGAGGUGAACUGGAGGGGAACAGAGAUAGACGUGGCCGUUACCUACAGGGGCAUCCGUCGCAAAGGAAACGGCAAUGAGUGCAGCCUGGGUUGGAAUGACAAGUCCUGGAGCCUCUACUGCUCGGAGUCCAAAUUUUCUUUUGUGCACAACAACAAAAGCAAAGACAUACCAGCUCCAAGGUCAUCUCGCAUCGGCGUGUACCUGGAUCAUGCAGCAGGGACACUUGCAUUUUACAGCGUUUCUGAUGGCAUGCAUCUUCUGCACAGAGUCCACACCACGUUUACAGAGCCUCUCUACCCUGCAUUCAGUGUGUGGGGGUAUGGCACUAGUAUAAGACUGUAGGAGAGUUGACAUAGGCCUAGUAAAUAGGAUCCCAUUUAAUCAAUAUUCUCAACAUUGCUGUGGAAUUUGAUUAUUACUUGUUGUCUUAAAUGUUUUUUUUCCAUAUAUAUGACUAUUUUACAAGUGGUUUUAGAAAUCCCAUUGAUCUGUUCUUUGCUGACUGUUGUUUUGGGGCAAUCUAGUCUGAAUAUGAUGGAAAAAAGUCAGUCAGUUAAGGAAAAAUGCAAUAAUUAAUUAUUAUGUUGAUGUCUUUUUACUCUAUUAUGGUAAACAUGUUAUGCUCAAUUAUAUUUACAUUAGUGAUAAUUUAUUGUAAACACUGUGUGUCAAAUUAAAUCAGAGUUUGUGAAGCCCUCAAGAUGUUACUGAUUUAUAGCACUUAAAAUAUGGAUUUGAUCGAUACAGCUGUCUCUGAUCCCAUUAUACACACAUUAUGUGGACAGUGGCUCAACAGUACUAGGGCUGGAACCAUUUUUCAUACUCGGCUCCAUUAAUGGGCCAAAUGUUGAAAGGCAGGAAAGAAAAACCCAGACCUUUCCAAACAAACAUCAAAUACUGGACCCUUCUCAAAGGUUUUGAGUUUGUUUGCUUGAAGUGAAAAAUGUAAACGACCUGUUAAAAGUUUGAAUAGUAGAUUGAGUGAUUUGAAAGAAAUUAUACUGGUAUUUUGUGUUAAAACAGUGUCUUUGUUUUUGUUUACGAUUACAUUUAAGUUACAAUGAAGGUAUAACUUAUUCAUUACCAGACAUUAGGCAUAUACAAAGGUUAUUUCCAGUGCUCACAGGGGGAUACACGUAUAGAGAGACAUUAAUAAGUGACACCUCCAGGUGGCAACAGAAACACGUUUUAUUGAACGAACUGAUGUUUUCUUAACAUCACACACAUUCAGCUCUCCAGUGUGCACAGACGUGGUUUCAAAUUUCACUACAGAGGUACUUGUUUACUGGCGGAGUCAUCUGACUUCAGUGUGAGAGGAGAGAGUGAUCCAUCAUGAUCGACUGGGAGAAGAAGGCCACCAAAAAAAUAGAAGCGCUUGGUUAUUUGUAUGAAGCACACCGGAAGUAUUUUCAGAUCAGGCAAAAAUGAUUAAAACAGUAUACAAACAUAUAUGCUCUCCUCACAUCACCCCAAGUUUAGCAUCUUUGCACUGGUUACCAAUUUAAUUUAGAAUCAAUUUUAAAAUCUUAGUCAUGACUUACAAGACUUUACGUGGCCAGUAAAUAGUA
Molecule: messenger RNA, 4971 nt
Organism: Thunnus maccoyii (southern bluefin tuna)
Lineage: Eukaryota; Metazoa; Chordata; Actinopteri; Scombriformes; Scombridae
Product: tripartite motif-containing protein 16-like
Exons: 7
Coding region: 2222-3745 (507 amino acids)
Molecular function (GO): zinc ion binding; protein binding
Source: RefSeq, a predicted model, not a curated record